ACGACAUUUAUCAUAAUAAGUUUUUUAUUAUCAACUUCUCAUUUAUUUUUUAAGUUUCUCGUUCUAAAUUUCUAAAUAUUCCGUUUUUUAUUUUCUUUAAAUUACUUUUUUAAGUUUAUUUUGUUUUUACCUUAUUUAUAAUUUGAUACUUAAUUUUUAAGAAUGCAGAACGUAAUAAAUAGUGUAAAAGGAACAGCUUUAGGAGUUGCAGAAUACUUAACUCCCUUAUUAAAGGAAUCAAAAUUUAAAGAUACUGGUGUAGUGACACCUCAAGAAUUUAUUAUAGCUGGUGAUCAUUUAGUUCAUACUUGCCCAACUUGGGAAUGGGCAAGUGGUGAUGAGUGUAAAAUAAAAUCAUAUUUACCCAAAAAUAAACAAUAUCUUAUCACAAGAAAUGUACCAUGUUCACGACGAUGUAAACAAAUUGAAUACUGUGAAGUUCAAGAAAAUAUUGUUGAAUCAGAAGAUGGAAAUGAAGGAUGGGUGGAAACUGUUCAUCUUGAUUCUUUACCAAUAAAUGAUACAAUAUCUCAUCUAACAUUAAAGGAUGAUCAAAACAUUGAAAAUGAAAUUUCCCCAAAAAGUGUAUACAAUGAAAUAAAUAAAAAUUUUAAUUUAAUUAAUAAUCCUGGUGAUGACGAUGAUGAAGAUGAUGGAGAAGCUAUUGAUAUGGAUCAAUUUGUUGAAAGUGGUAUGUUAGAAGAUGAUUCAGCUGUUGUAUACCCAAUAAAUAAAAUUGUAGAAAAAAAUGAGGCUAGUUUACAAUCUGAAGAAAUAGUAAAAACUCGAACAUAUGAUUUGCAUAUUACCUAUGAUAAAUUUUAUCAAACUCCAAGGCUAUGGCUGUAUGGAUAUAAUGAAAAUCAAAUACCACUAAAUGUUGAACAAAUGUAUGAAGAUGUAAACCAAGAUUAUGCAAAGAAAACAGUAACCAUGGAAUCUCACCCUCAUUUUUCGGGUCCUCCAAUGGCUUCUAUACAUCCAUGCAAACAUGCUGAAAUAAUGAAAAAACUGAUUCUGACUGUAACAGAAGGUGGAAAAGAUUUAGGUGUUCAUUUAUAUUUAAUUAUAUUUUUAAAAUUUGUGCAGUCUGUUAUACCAACAAUAGAUUAUGAUUAUACUCAAAAUAUUAAUUUAUGACCAUAUUUUCAUUAGUAAAAUAAAGUACUACGUUUUUUUUUUGUA
Messenger RNA from Daktulosphaira vitifoliae (grape phylloxera), 1185 nucleotides. RefSeq names its product ubiquitin-like-conjugating enzyme ATG3 (gene Atg3). The transcript is spliced from 7 exons. Bases 163 to 1140 code for a protein of 325 amino acids. Gene Ontology annotation, cellular component: cytoplasmic ubiquitin ligase complex; cytosol. The record is from RefSeq and is a predicted model, not a curated record. Lineage: Eukaryota; Metazoa; Arthropoda; Insecta; Hemiptera; Phylloxeridae. Gene Ontology annotation, molecular function: Atg8-family ligase activity. Gene Ontology annotation, biological process: nucleophagy; autophagosome assembly; autophagy of mitochondrion.